AUGGUACAUUCCAAACGACGGAAGACCGGGAAUCAAUAUGCAGAUGAAGACAUUCCCCAUUAUGUGGAGAACCAUUCGGUUGAUGGUGAUGUCUCAGUUGAUAAAGGGAAAAGGGUAGCAUCAGAGUCUGAUGCAUCAAACAAUGAAUACGAACCUGAUUGUGAAUGUAGUGAGUAUGAUACAUUGGUUGACAGUGAUUAUGAAAGUGAGUAUGAUGACAUGUUGUAUGAUAGUUAUGUUGAUAAUGAAGUUGAAUGGACUGGUUUGAAUAGUAAUAGGUAG
This is a messenger RNA of Ilex paraguariensis (yerba mate), 282 nucleotides long. Lineage: Eukaryota; Viridiplantae; Streptophyta; Magnoliopsida; Aquifoliales; Aquifoliaceae. The record is from the annotation of a GenBank genome assembly.